CAAUGGGAUCGCUGACAAGUCGACAAAAUGCUGGUGUGGAAGAAGUUGAUAUCGUUUCAAAUCAUGCAUAUAAAUAUCCACCUCGUUCUGGAAGUUAUUUUGGCAGUCAUUUUAUAAUGGGUGGUGAAAGGUUUGAUACCCCUCAACCUGAAGCAUAUCUGUUUGGAGAAAAUGCUGACUUGAAUUUCUUAGGAAGUCGACCAACACCUUUUCCAUAUCCUCCACCGCAAGCCAAUGAUCCUACUAAAACAUUGAAAAGUUUAGUAAAUAUAAGAAGAGAAUCAUUGAGAUUAGUUCGUAAUGUUGAUCAAACUGCCAAUUCACCUCAAUGUCAUAGUGUGAAACACUAUGGAGAUAGUGAUAUCGAUAAGAAACCAAGUCGUUACAAUAUUGAAUUUACAUUUGAUUGUGAUGUAAGAUGUGCAAUAACAAUAUAUUAUUUUUGCACUGAAGAAGUUACAACAAAGGGAGUUACUUACAUUCCAAGGGAUCCUUCUAUAAAUUCUGAAACAUAUUAUUACAAAAAGGGUGCAAAUCAAUUAUUCUCUCAGACAUCACACAUAUUUGAUCCAACAAUAUAUAAUGAAGAAGAUUUAACAUAUAAUGCUGAUAGAGAAAUAAUACCAAUAGCAAUCCAUUGUGUAGCAGAAGAAGGCUCAGAUGAACCAAAACAAUCUCACACAACAAUUGCAGUUGUUGAAAAACAUUCAGAUGGAACCUAUGUAUUAAAAGCUCUUAAGCAAAAGCUAUACGUUGAUGGUCUUUGUUAUUUACUUCAAGAAAUCUAUGGCAUUGAAAAUAAGAAUGCUGAGAAUGCAAAACAACAAGGUAGCGACGAAGACACUGAUGAUAAUGGAUCAGAAUGUGUCAUUUGUAUGUGUGAUGUACGAGAUACUUUAAUAUUACCAUGUAGACAUUUAUGUCUAUGCAAUAAUUGUGCAAAUUCUCUCAGAUAUCAAGCAAACAAUUGUCCUAUAUGUCGUGCUCCUUUUAGAGCUCUCCUUCAAAUUAAAGCACUUCAAAAAGCGACUGGGUCUAUCAUAUCAAAUCCACCAUUACCAGAGGGAAGCUGUGAAAAUAUUCCAGCAGGAUAUGAAGCUGUAUCAUUAAUAGAAGCUUUAAAUGGUCCAUACAUUCCAAGGACUGCUGCUCUUGCACCAGAAUCUCCAGAGACACCUGACACAGAUACGGCUAGUGCGAUCCAAGCAGCUGAAGCAUUAAAUAGAUCUGUAGAACGUACUCCAGUAUCAAAACAUGUAUCUACAAAAGAAACAGACAUAUCUGCAAGGACAAGUGGUACAGCGUGUCCUACUCCAGAAAUUCGGAUGUCAGUGUUUUUAGCUAAAUAUGAACAUUCCGGAUCAGAAAAAGAUCUUUACAGUAGGUCUCCAGCAAUGAGAAUGAAAACUUCUGGACAUAUAAGAGAAAAAGUUGCAUUACGGUCACGGGAUACUCUUAGACUUGUUAAUGAAAAACAACCUGUUUCUAUGUAUGAGGGGCAAGGGCAAGAUGAAGAUAGCGAGGCAGAAAAACUGUCUCCUUUAUUGGAUGUAGCAACCAGUACAGAAGCACUUGACACCCACGGUCAUGGAAUGUGUGAUAUAGACAUUGAUGACGAAAUUCAAAACACCGAAAAUGAAAAUGAUAACAACACCACAUGCCAUUCUCAUUAAAAAUGUAAAAAUACUUAUUUGUAAUGUUGGUCCUAAAAUGUAUAUUUAAUUCAUUUAUUUUUUAUAAUAUAAAGUUUUUGAUUUUUUUUUAAAUGAUUUUAAAUUGUAGAUAAUGCAAAUUAAAAAACAUAUCGUUUUGUUAACUUAAAAUUCAGACUUCAUUUUAAAAUUUAUAAGCAAGCAUUUUAUUUUAUUUAUACUAUACUCAAUAUUUGAGGUAUUUUGUUUUUAAUAAGUUGACAAUUAAUCUUUUUUGUGCUCUUAAUGUGUAAAAAGAAAAAAGUAUGAAAUAAAAUUAAUAACGCACGUCCUUGUCUUUUCAAUUAGUUUAAUGAAAUAAAA
Messenger RNA from Osmia lignaria (orchard mason bee), 2015 nucleotides. The record is from RefSeq and is a predicted model, not a curated record. Lineage: Eukaryota; Metazoa; Arthropoda; Insecta; Hymenoptera; Megachilidae.